Molecule: messenger RNA, 3217 nt
Organism: Oncorhynchus nerka (sockeye salmon)
Lineage: Eukaryota; Metazoa; Chordata; Actinopteri; Salmoniformes; Salmonidae
Exons: 3
Coding region: 299-1594 (431 amino acids)
Biological process (GO): regulation of transcription by RNA polymerase II; sex differentiation
Cellular component (GO): nucleus
Molecular function (GO): RNA polymerase II cis-regulatory region sequence-specific DNA binding; DNA-binding transcription factor activity, RNA polymerase II-specific
Source: RefSeq, a predicted model, not a curated record
AUGUGGUGUGGUCUGCUGUCUGAAGGUAGGUAGGGCAAGUAGACUGUGGUGUGUGCAAACAUAUCCUACCACAGUAGCUGUCUCACCAGCCAGGAGCCCAGCAGUGUCAAUGCGACUCGCCUCUGUUCUCGGAAACAACCCUGUCAAACGUCAGAGAACAGCGGAGAGUUUAACGUUUCAAAAGUCUCGGCUCAGAGGAAAUGUAGGCUAUGUGUGUCGUCACAGCCAAACGAGACGGUGCACUUCGACAACGUUAACAUUACAGCAACUGCAACGGCGUGGAAGAUAUUUCUCAUAGAUGUCCACUCAAUUGGAAAGAGGCCUACAGCUAGAGAAGACCAGACUUAAUGCGCUGCAACUCGAAUUGGGUGAGGAGAUUGAUGUUGAGAGUCUUGACGGAUGCCUGCCCGAGGGGCGGCACGGCGACGUGGAGAAAGGAGCGAAGGUGGCCGAGGAGCAGACAGCGACGCAGCGCAAAAUGACCCGCAGCCCCAAAUGCGCCCGCUGUCGGAACCACGGCGUCGUGUCUUGUCUCAAAGGCCACAAACGCUUCUGUCGCUGGCGUGACUGCCAGUGCACAAACUGUAUGCUCGUGGUGGAGCGGCAGCGGGUGAUGGCUGCGCAAGUCGCCCUGCGGAGACAACAGGCGACAGAGGGUAAGAAAGUGAUCAGGGGAGCAGCCACACCAUUCCGUCGCACCGCUUAUCAGCGCUACACCAGAGCACCUAGCAUCUUAGCAAAGAGUAUCCUAGAGGGGUACAAACUCCCUAUGGCGGAGGACGGCCCCUGGUCCAAGCGACGUCACUGCCCCUCUGUCAGUGCCAGGAUGAGGAAGAGGAGGGCGUUUGCUGAUAAGGAGCUGGAGAGUGUGAUGCUGGAGAGAGAGCUGAGGCAGAGAGAGCUGGAGGACAUAUCAGGUCUCACCCUGCUUCACCCCCCGGCCCUGGCAGUGAUGCCCGCCUCCCCCCACCACUGCUGCCCACACAAGGACCAUGGGGCAUCCACCUACGUACCUGUGUACAAAUACAAACCGGGCCCUGUGCUGUAUGAGUGUGACUUCCACUGCUACCAGGAAGAGCUCAAGGCCAGAUCAGCAGAAAGCGGUUAUAAUUAUGGUCAGUUCAUGUCAAAGUGUAACUCUAACUCUGGGGUUCUGGAACACAUGGAGCAAGCCAGGGAGAGAGCACUGGAGAGCUGGGAGUGCUCCAGGAAGAGGGAGAGCUGUCGAGAGCCGUUACCCGUGCCCUUACUACAACUACAACAGCGGGGGAGUAGUUAUUCUGAAGGCUCAGCUGAUCUGGACAAGGAUAAGGCCGUGCCAAAAUGGGUCAAAGACGAUCCAACCGUUCCAAUGGCCAUCAUGCCAAAAAUAGCCAUCACACACUCUGACUCUCCCUCUGAACCAAAGCAUAUGUUUCAGGGAGAGGUAGAACCCUACAGACCCAGCAGGUUCCCAGAGCCUCACUUCCUCACACCCAAGGACUGGUCAGCAGGUGGGAUUAGGCAUCAUGACAGGCCUCAGAUCAACUCAAUGAAACCCACAGUGGUGAGGCGGCCAUUACCGUUCUCAGUAGAGUCAUUGCUGAGGGCCUGAGGAACUCAUGUCCAUAAGUGCAUUUUCUAACAACACUGGUUACUGUAAAAUACAUAACUAGUGAAAUAAUGUAUUUAAGAAAAUAAGUAUAUCCAAAUCUAUGUCAGUAUUUAGUUUUAAAAAAUGUGCUCAGCAUUUUUCAAAGGAUUGUAAGAUAGUAUUUUUAGAGCACAAGGUACAUGUAUACAGUGGGAUCCAAAAUAAAUGACACCCUUGAUAAAGAUGAGCAAUAAUGACUGUUGUAUAAAGUAAAUAAUAAAGAUUCUCUGCUAUAAUGUGCAGUGCCUUCAGGAAGUGUUCAUACCCCUGGACUUUUUCACAUUUUGUUGUGUUGCAGCCUGAAUUCAAAAUGGAUUUAAUUGUUGUUGUUUUUCUCACCCAAUACCCCAUAAUAACAAACAGAUUUUUUUGUUUGACCAAAUACAGAAAUAUCUCAUUUACAUAAGUAUUCACACGCUAUGACACUCCAAAUUGAGCUCAGGUGCAUCCAAUUUCCUUUGAUCAUCCUUGAGAUGUCACCACAACUUCAUUGGAGUCCACCUGUGGCCAGUUCAAUUGUUUGGACAUGAUUUAGAAAGAAACACAUCUGUCUAAGGUCCCACAGUUGACAGUGCAUGUCAGAGCAGAAACUAUACUAUGAAGUCCAAGGAACUGUCCGUAGAUCUCCUAAAUAUAAUUGUGAUGAGGCAUAUACAGUACCUGGGAAGAGUGUGAAACCAUUUCUAGAGUGUUGAAAGUUUUCAAGAGCACAGUGAUGACCAACAACUCAUUGACCACUCGGACAGAACUGCAUAGUUCCUUGGCUGUCAUGGAAGAACCUGCCAGAAGGACAACAGUCUCUACAGCACUUAACCAAUCUGGGCUUUAUGGGAGAGUGGCCAGACGGAAGCCAAUCCUGAUAUAAAAGAAACACGACAGCAGGCCUGGAGUUUGCAAAAAAGGCACGUGAAAGACAUAGGCAAAAGAUUCUGUGGUCUGAUGAGACUAUUUGGCCUGAAAAUGUAACUAUUUGGCCUGACUGCAAAGCGCUAUUGUCUGGAGAAAACAAGGCAAGCUCAUCACCUGUUUAACAUGGCAGCAUCAUGCUAUGGGGAUGCUUUUCAGCAGCAGGGACUGGGAGACUGGUAAGGAUAGAGGGAACAAUAAAUGGAGCCAAAUACAGGCAAAUCCUUGACGACAACCUGCUUCAGAGUGCAAACAACCUUAGACUGGGGGCGAACAUUUACUUUCAAACCGAACAAUGAUCCCAAGCAUACAGCCAAAGCAACGCUGGAAUGGCUUCAGAACAAGAAUGUGAAAGUCCUUAAGUGGCCCAACCAAAGCCCAGAUUUGAAUCCCAUUGAGAAUCUUGAAGAUAGCCGUUUUACCACCCUCCCCUUCUAAUUUAACAAAGCUUGAGAAAAUCUGCAAGGAAGAAUGGGAGAAAAUCGUUUGUUUCGAAUCACAGUAUCCACACUGCCUGCUCCGGUCCUCCCUCUCAGGGCUAACACUGUCAAAAUAAACUCUGUGGUGUUCAAAAAUCCCUUUAAUUCUAAAGAAAACUAACAAAGAAAGGAGUACAUGGGGAGGCAGGUGGCCUGCAGCUCUCAGAGAGAGAAAGAACAUUAGAAACCAAAGAGAAAC